Messenger RNA from Coccomyxa subellipsoidea C-169, 1108 nucleotides. RefSeq names its product adenine nucleotide hydrolase. The transcript is spliced from 5 exons. Gene Ontology annotation, molecular function: tRNA binding. Gene Ontology annotation, cellular component: mitochondrion; cytosolic tRNA wobble base thiouridylase complex. The record is from RefSeq and is a predicted model, not a curated record. Bases 107 to 1108 code for a protein of 333 amino acids. Gene Ontology annotation, biological process: tRNA wobble position uridine thiolation. NCBI's taxonomy places the organism in Eukaryota, Viridiplantae, Chlorophyta, Trebouxiophyceae, Coccomyxaceae.
AGUUUGUUUGCAAUAUAUGAUCCAAUACGUUUGGCCCUUGCAGCUCAUGCACUUGAUGACAUGAGAUGUUCACCCCUGCCUGUGUCUGCGGACUCCCUGGUCGAGAAUGGUGAAGAUCUGCUGCACUUGUGGGAAAGAAAAAGCGGCUUUGAAGCGGCCUAAGACAUCGGAGCAGCUGUGCAAGACUUGCUUCUAUGCAGCCCUGGAAGAUGAGGUUCACCAGACCAUCAUAAAGCACAAGCUCUUUUCUCCUGGGGAGCGCGUUGCGGUGGCAGCAUCAGGCGGCAAGGACUCAACCGUGCUGGCCCACAUCCUCACCACGCUGAACGAGCGAUACAGCUAUGGCCUGGACCUGUUCCUACUCUCAAUUGACGAAGGCAUCACCGGCUAUCGGGACGACUCCCUGGAGACAGUGAAGCGCAACGAGCAGCAGUAUGGCAUCCCGCUCAAGAUCCUGAGCUACAAGGAGCUAUAUGGGUGGACCAUGGACGAAAUUGUGCGCGCCAUUGGCCACAAGAACAAUUGCACCUUUUGCGGUGUUUUCCGCCGCCAGGCUCUGGACAGGGGGGCCGCCCUCAUGAAGGCAGACAAAAUGGCCACAGGUCACAAUGCGGAUGACAUUGCGGAGACGGUGUUGCUGAACAUACUGAGGGGGGAUGUGCCGCGGCUGGGGCGCUGCGCGAACAUCAUAACCGGCGAGGACUCGGCGCAGCCGCGCGUGAAGCCCUUCAAGUACACCUACGAGAAGGAGAUUGUGAUGUAUGCCUUCUUCAAGAAGCUGGAUUACUUCUCCACCGAGUGCAUUUAUGCUCCCUUCGCCGCCCGGGGUGCUGCUCGCGAGUUUGUGAAGGACCUGGAGUUGGUGCGGCCGCGAGCGAUCUGCGAUCUCAUUAGGUCAGCCGAGGAGUUCCGGCUGGAUGCAAAGGGGGGGCAGAGCCAUCCUGUUGCUGGCAAAUGCCAGCGCUGUGGGUACAUCAGCAGCCAGGAUGUGUGCAAGGCCUGUGUGCUGCUGGAGGGCCUCAAUAAGGGCCUGCCCAACCUGGGUGUCAGCCGCACUCGUGGCUCCAAAGGGGGCAAGGCUGGCCUUCCUGCAUCUGUUGAUGCUUAA